Rotaria sordida is the source of this 263-nucleotide messenger RNA. NCBI's taxonomy places the organism in Eukaryota, Metazoa, Rotifera, Eurotatoria, Philodinida, Philodinidae. The record is from the annotation of a GenBank genome assembly.
AUGCCGAGUCAAGAACAUUUAAAUUUUAUAAAUAAAUUAAAUGAUUCAAAAAUUCCGCGACAAAAUCAAUUAAUUGCUAAUCGUUUAUUUAUGAAAAAUUUUCCUCGUGAAACAACUGGUGCUGAAAUUGAACAUUGUUUUCAAACAUUUGGUCCUGUACAUGAUGUGAAAAUAAUUGCAAAAGAAAAUACGUAUGUUUUAAAUUAUUUACAAAUGAGUAAAACAAAAAAAAAACAAAUAUGUACGAUUUCUAUCGAAUUUCA